Messenger RNA from Eremothecium gossypii ATCC 10895, 978 nucleotides. RefSeq names its product Rab geranylgeranyltransferase BET4 (gene BET4). Gene Ontology annotation, molecular function: Rab geranylgeranyltransferase activity. Bases 1 to 978 code for a protein of 325 amino acids. Gene Ontology annotation, biological process: protein geranylgeranylation. NCBI's taxonomy places the organism in Eukaryota, Fungi, Ascomycota, Saccharomycetes, Saccharomycetales, Saccharomycetaceae. Gene Ontology annotation, cellular component: Rab-protein geranylgeranyltransferase complex; cytoplasm. The record is from RefSeq and is marked provisional. The transcript is spliced from 2 exons.
AUGCAUGGGGUUAAACGAAGACUAUGGACUCAAGAAGCACUGAAACAGAAGAGAGCACAGGACAAGCAGAGGAUCAAGGCCUAUAGGGACCAGACAGCACGGGUACUGCGGCUACGGGAUGCGGGCGCUUAUAGCAUGGAAGCGCUGGCGGAGACGACGAGCCUGCUGCAGAUGAACGGGGAGUUCAACGCGGUGUGGAACUACCGACGGGAUAUCAUUGCCGCGCUGCGGGAGCAGCUUGACGGCGGCUUCUGGGAGGCCGAGCUGAAGCUGACGAUGGCGCAUCUGCGGGAGUCGCCGAAGGUGUACUGGAUCUGGAACCACCGGCAGUGGUGCUUGCAGCACCACGCGGAACAGGGCGCGGCGGUGUGGAAGCGAGAGCUCGCGCUGGUAGGCAAGAUGCUGGAGCUGGAUCCGCGGAACUUCCACGGAUGGCACUACCGGCGAGUCGUGGUGAGGGAGUUGGAGCGGCGCAGCGGGGCCAGCCUGGACUCUGCAGAGCUGUCGUUCACGACCGAGAAGAUCAACGAAAACAUCUCCAACUUCAGCGCGUGGUACCAGAGGGCGCAGCUCAUCCCGCGGAUGAUCGCGAGCGGCAAGAUUGCAGACACAUCGCGGUUUGCGGAGGAGGAAGCGUCGUACAUCAUCAACGCCAUGUACACGGACGCCGAGGACCAGUCGGUGUGGAUGUAUCUCAAGUGGUUUGCCGAGGCCUCGUGCAUUCGCGACGAUAUGCCACUGCAAGACUACGACUGCAUGCUGACAAAAUUCAGGGAGAACAUCAUGGCCAUCAACCAGGACGAGCUGGAGUUCUCGGGGAGAGAGAACAUAUGGUGCCUCAAGAUGCUGGUGUUUCUAGGCUCGAUUGCGCCUACGCAGCAGGAGUCGCCCGCGCAGCGGCGGCACCACCUUGAACGAUUAAUAGAGCUUGAUAGCAUGCGGCGCAAUCGAUACAUCCACAUGUUAGAGAAUGCUUAA